AAGCAGGCGAUCCAGUUUUCAUUCGGAUUAACUCUGUUUUUUCUCAAAAUGUAAGGUAAAGCGUAGAAAACCUUCGAAAAGCAGAUGAAUGGGAUGACAUGAGGCACCAAAAUUAUUAAAAAUGACAGCAACAUUAACAGGAGGUCAUACUGCAUCUGUUCUUUGUGUUGAUGUCGAUAAGACAGCAUCCUUUCUUGCAAGUGGUAGUGAAAAUGGUGAACUUUGUAUUUGGAAAUCAGAUGGAUCACUUCUUAAAAAGAUAGAUAAUACUGACACUGGUUGUACUUCUGUUUGUUUCUCUAAAGAGAAAGAAAAUAUUUUAUAUGUUUCCUUUGAUGAAAAAAUUAAAGUCUAUGACAUUAAGAACUUAGAUGAGCUAGUUGACUGUUUUGAAUAUAAUCAGGAAGAGAUUAAUCAGAUUGUAUUGGAUGAGAAAGAAAAAUAUUUAGCAGCAUGUGAUGAUUCAGGGGAGAUAAAAAUAGUUGAUUUAUAUGACAAAAAAGUAUUCAAGACACUGCGAUCAAAGCAUACAAACAUUUGUUCAACUGCUUGUUUCCGACCACGUAAACCAUGGGAGAUUAUAACUGGUGGCUUAGACUCUAAAUUAAUCCAUUGGGAUUUUUCUCGCCCCAAAUGUGUUGAUCAGUUUAACAUGCAAGAAUUGCAGAGCGUCAAUGCUGAAGGUGAUGCUUAUAUGUUUAAUCCUCCCCUUGUUCAUAACCUUGCAGCAUCAUUAGAUGGCCAUUAUUUAGCAGCAGCCUUAGAAAAUGGACAUGUAGCAGUUUUUGACAUUUCAAGAAAAAAUAUAAGGGAACUGUAUAGUCUUCAUGCUCAUUCACAAGGAACAUCUCAAGUACACUUUCUGUCAAAUAAAAAGUUAAUUUCGGGUGGUAAUGAUUGUAGCAUUUGCAUAUGGGAUUUAGAAAAGGCAGACCAAGUAGAAACGGAGUUGGCUACAAAUGGAGACACAACUUCCAAUGGACAUACAAAUGGGGAGGACGUUAGAAAUGAAUCUGUGUCUGAAGCAGCAAAAAUAUCUGAGAUUCAACAUGUUGGAAAAAUUAACUGGAUGAAACCAUUUAUUUUGGAUGGUUCUCAGAAAAUUGCCAUAGCUGAUCAAUCUCCAAAUGUUACAAUUUUGAAUUUGGAACUUUGAUAGUGUUGAUUUUAGUAGACAUAUAAACAUGAUUUGAUAGUCUAUUUCCUGAAACCAUGUACCAUGCAAGUACAAACAUUUGUUGUGAGAUCAUAUUGUUUAUUUAGAAAGUGAUGCAUGAAAUUAUUAUUGCAAAUCCUUAACCAUUUGUAAAAAUGUGAAGUCUUAUUAAACCUUUAAAAAUUAUGGAGGAAAAUCACAAAUAAAGAUGCGAGUUGUAAUCGUUACAAACCAGCUGAUUCUGUAGUAUUUAUUUGCAUUAAAAAAACAUUUUAAUAUUAUUAUAAUGUUUGAAUUAAUAGUAUACAUAAAUAUCAUUUAUAUAUGUCACGUCAAGCAAUAUUACCAGUAAGACUUCUAGUUUUAUCCUUGUAUAGAGGAAUUUAAAAAAAGCCUUUUUGUUACAUGUUUUUCUGAAAACAAAAGGUACAUUUACAUUACUUUAGAAUAAAUAAAUUUGGUGUUUUUACUGUCUUCUGAUUUGUUAAAAUUAUUAGUUUUAUUUUCAAUGUUGUCAAUUUUGAUGGCGACACCCCACUCUGAUGUUGUGUAUUCAUACGCCAACAUAUGUACACAUACGUUGUUAUUGUUAAUAUAAAUAACAUAAAAAGUUC
Messenger RNA from Mytilus trossulus (common blue mussel), 1770 nucleotides. RefSeq names its product WD repeat-containing protein 53-like. The transcript has 2 exons. Gene Ontology annotation, molecular function: protein binding. The coding region runs from base 122 to 1156 and encodes 344 amino acids. The record is from RefSeq and is a predicted model, not a curated record. NCBI's taxonomy places the organism in Eukaryota, Metazoa, Mollusca, Bivalvia, Mytilida, Mytilidae.